This is a messenger RNA of Impatiens glandulifera, 1534 nucleotides long. RefSeq names its product 7-deoxyloganetic acid glucosyltransferase-like. The record is from RefSeq and is a predicted model, not a curated record. Bases 28 to 1491 code for a protein of 487 amino acids. The transcript has 2 exons. NCBI's taxonomy places the organism in Eukaryota, Viridiplantae, Streptophyta, Magnoliopsida, Ericales, Balsaminaceae. Gene Ontology annotation, molecular function: UDP-glycosyltransferase activity.
AAAAAUGAAUGAAUAGUCAAAACAAACAUGGAGGAAGAAAGAGAAAACCCAAAUCCUCUUCCCCAUGUUCUCAUCUUCCCUUUACCUGUUCAGGGACCAGUCAAUUGUAUGCUCAAGCUAGCUGAGCUUCUCUGCCUCGCCGGAGGAAUCACCAUCACAUUCCUCAACACUGACCACAACCACCGCCGCCUGCUCGCCUGUACUGAUAUUGAAAACCGGUUUUCAAAAUACCCAACAUUCCAGUUCGCUACUGUUCCGGAUGGUCUCCCGGAAGAAAACCCUCGAUCUGGAGAUCGAUUUAUGGAGAUAUUUGAUGGGUUAGAGAAAAUGGCGACGCCACUCUUGAAGAAGAUGUUAGCUCCAGGUGGGAUGAGUAAAGAUGUGAAUUGCUUAAUAGCAGACGGAAUCUUGAAUUUCGCCUAUGAUGUUGCCGAUGAAGUUGGUGUUCCUGUCAUUUAUUUUGAUACCAUCAGUCCUUGCGGCCUCUGGGCUUACCUCUGUUUACAGAAACUAAUUGAUUCCGCCGAGGUUCCGUUCAAGGGCAACGAUUUGGAUGUUCUUAUUAAUAACGUCCCGGGCAUGAAAGGGUUUCUCCGGCGACGAGACCUUCCAAAUUUCUACAGAAUCAAUGACCUGAAGGACGAUCCCUUCAUCGAAAAAGUAGUGCUUGAGAAUCGUAGAGUCCCUGAAGCUCGUGGUCUGAUACUAAACACAUUUGAGGAACUAGACGGACCGAUUGCCCUAGCUCAAAUCCGGAGUCUAGUUCCAAAUGUCUAUUCAAUCGGCCCUAUCCACAGCUACCUGAAAUCACAACUCGCCAAAACUCAAUCAAUCACUUCAAAAGACUCAACAAAUAGUCUAUGGAAGGAAGACCGGAGUUGCAUGAACUGGCUCGAUCUGCAGCCUGACAAAUCUGUGAUCUACGUCAGCAUCGGAAGUCUCGCCGUGAUGGAGAAGCACCAAGUCAUAGAGUUCUGGUACGGGCUGGUGAAUAGCGGCUGGAGAUUCUUAUGGGUCCGACGGCCUAAUGCGGUGGUUUCCGGCGGAGAUCUGUUGAAUGAGGAAAUUCCUGAUGAGAUAAAGAAGGCAACGGAGGAGAGAGGGUGUUUGGUGAGCUGGGCGCCGCAGGAAGAAGUUAUAUCUCAUCGAGCAAUUGCUGGGUUUUUUACACACAGUGGGUGGAACUCGACGCUGGAGAGCAUCGUCUCCGGCGUGCCGAUGCUUUGUUGGCCGCAAUUUGUGGAUCAGCCGGUAAAUAGCAGGAUGGUUAGUGAAGUGUGGAAGAUUGGAUUGGAUAUGAAAGAUACUUGCGAUCGAGUAGUGAUUGAAAGAUUGAUUAAUGAGCUUGUGGAAGAAAUAAAAAGAGAGAAGUUUGCUGGAUCGGCUAGUGAAUUAGCAAGAAUGGCUGAGCAGAGUAUUAUGGAAGAUGGAUCUUCACACUGUAAUUUUAAGCGUCUUGUUCAUGAUAUUAAAUCAAUGGUGAACAUAUGAAUAAUUUUCUUUUCAAAUAACCAUAAAUAAAAUUCAAUCUUUU